Molecule: messenger RNA, 655 nt
Organism: Solea senegalensis (Senegalese sole)
Lineage: Eukaryota; Metazoa; Chordata; Actinopteri; Pleuronectiformes; Soleidae
Product: protein kinase C zeta type-like
Exons: 3
Molecular function (GO): protein binding
Source: RefSeq, a predicted model, not a curated record
UAACAGGUACGACUUCAAAUAUAAAAGCACUACUCUGAAGGCAGCACGCCACUUGUUUUAUUUUGAAAGGCUCAACAGGAAAUGGUAUGAGUUUCUCAAAGCACUUUGACGACUCCUCCGCCAGCAGAGCGUCCAACAAUGUUGUCUAAACGAAGGAAACUUUACAAGUAGCUCGACCGAAGUUUUUAUUGUUUUACUUCGGACCAAACCGUGACUCCGGUUCGAGUUGUUUAAACUUUUAUUUGUAUUCGUCACCGCGUGUAAAAGUGCGAGUUUUCAGGCCGGUCCAGUCCAGUCCGGUUCCGUCCAGUCCAGUCAGCGUGUGGCGCUAUAAGUGAAGAGGAGGCAAAGCAGAACCGUGCUAUUAUGUAUAGGCUGGAAUCGAACGGAUCCAUAAUGGACCUGGACGCGGGUCGGGUGAAAAUUAAAGCGCACUACUGUGGGGACAUGUUAAUCACAGACUUGGCUCCCACGGUAACCUUUGUGGAGUUGUGCGAGGAGGUGAGAACGAUGUGCAGUGUUGCCAAGCAGCAGCCCAUCACACUCAAGUGGAUCGAUGAUGAAGGGGACCCUUGCACCAUCUCGUCUCAGAUGGAGCUGGAGGAAGCGUUUCGUAUUUACCCUCGGACCAAGAAGUCUGGACUGCUGCUGCACG